UUAUUAUACUAUUUUUAUUUGUGUAUAAAUACAAACUAACUAGGUUAGUUGUCAUAGAAAAAAUAUAUCUUGGUGCAUUAUAGAGCUUGAGUUAGUGUGAAAGGUAAAUAAUCAUGGCCGAGUUCAAGCAUUUGGUGGUGGCAAAGUUUAAGGAAGGAGUUGUUGUGGAAGACAUUAUCAAAGGCAUGAAAGAUCUUGUCUCGGAUAUUGACGCAGUUCGGUCCUUUGAAUGGGGACAAGAUUUGGAGAGCCAUGAAAUGCUUAGGCAAGGGUUUACACACUCAUUCUUGAUGGCAUUCAACAACAAAGAAGAGUACACUGCAUUCUUGGCUCAUCCUAAGCAUGUUGAGUUUUCAGCCACAUUUUCUGUAGCAAUUGACAAGGUCAUCUUGCUUGAUUUUCCCAUUGUCCUUGCCAAGCCCAUCAAGCCAUCGGAAACCACCGCGGCCGAGCCAUCGGCUUAAUUAGGCAACACCCACUACCGUCAACACCACGGGAAGCUGAAGCUUAAUUAGACAUAAUAAUGUCGUUCAGAUCAAUCCAAGUAACUUAUAUGGUGUUUCAAGUGGGAUUAAUUAGAUUUUUUUUUUUUUUUUUUUUUUUUUUUUGGGGUUAUGUUUAAACCUUACAUCAUUAGAUGUAAGAUUUAAUUUGCAGGGUAUAAUGACAUGCAUUCCCUUUCAUGUUUAUCAUUAUAAUGCAGGCAUAUGAUGAUUUAUUA
Molecule: messenger RNA, 721 nt
Organism: Chenopodium quinoa (quinoa)
Lineage: Eukaryota; Viridiplantae; Streptophyta; Magnoliopsida; Caryophyllales; Amaranthaceae
Product: stress-response A/B barrel domain-containing protein At5g22580-like
Exons: 2
Coding region: 114-464 (116 amino acids)
Source: RefSeq, a predicted model, not a curated record